This is a messenger RNA of Bursaphelenchus okinawaensis, 2336 nucleotides long. Lineage: Eukaryota; Metazoa; Nematoda; Chromadorea; Rhabditida; Aphelenchoididae. The record is from the annotation of a GenBank genome assembly.
AUGCUGACCACCGGAUUUAGGCGUCAGUUUCUGAUCCGAUUCCACCGAUAUUGUUCAACUUCGCUUGGGGAAGCGAAAUCAAGUCGACAGGAACGAUUCGAAGCUCAUAAAGAAGUGAAAACAACAGAUCGUGCUCCAUUAGGUGAUCAAAAGACUUUGUACUUGCGACAUCAAAAGCACAAAAUGAGAUCAUCAGGCGACACUCGAUUGUAAGUUUUGAGGUUUUAAAUAUUUUUAGUAUAGGUGGUAUCUUGGGUUGAAAUUUAGUUUUAUAUGCAAUGUUGUAUUUUUUGAUUACUAGGGUUUAGCGUUAAUCAAUCCACGAUUGCAAGCGGAUUUCUUACUUGUGAUUACUUUCACAGCGCUAAAAUUAACGUCAUUUGCAACUUGGGACUUGUCUCUAUGCAAUUUUCAUUACUGAUAAUGACUACAUUUUUUACAAGUAAUAUGAAUUGAUUUUCUAUAUAAACAGCUUUUAUCGGUAUUUUAGAAAUUUUACUUUACUUUUUUAGUGGUGCUUACAACCAAGGGUUCGGAAGCUAUAGCAACACCUAUAGCGGUCCAGGAUAUGGCGGCGGACCUGCUGGUGGAUUCGGAGUUAGUGGCUACGGCGGAGCUUCACGUGCGUUUGGCGCUGGAGGAUUUCCUGGACAAGGUUUGAGAGAAGUUCCGUACAACACCCAAGAACUGGCCAAGAUUGACAAGGACUUUUACACCGAAAGUCCGGCUGUUACCCAAAGAUCUGGCGAGGAACUUCAGGGUUGGAUUGAAAACAACCAGGUUAGUUAAUCCUCUGGUCUUCUUAUUUUUAGGCAUUAUGUGUGUGUGAAGUAUUUUUGAAUUAUCUUAUAUUUGGUUGCUUUAGGUAACAUUGAGCGGAAAGAACAUUCCUCGACCUGUCUUCAACUUUGACGAAGCUGGAUUUACCCCGGAGAUUGAGCGAAGUUUGUUGCAGAACUAUCAGCAACCAACCGUCAUUCAAUCUAUCUCAUGGCCUGUGGCUAUGUCUGGUCGUGACAUCGUGUCUAUCGCCAAGACUGGUAGUGGAAAGACUCUUGGAGUAAGUUAAUGUAAUCUUUUUAAUUUUUUAAUUUGCGUUUUUCAUAUAUUAAUUAAUUUUUUUUUAGUUUUUGUUGCCGGCUAUCAUGCACAUUCUGCGCCAGGAAAGACGUUCACCACGUGGAGGUCCAGGAGCUCUUGUCAUGCUUCCAACUCGUGAAUUGGCGCAACAAGUCGAAGAAGUUGCGAGAGUUUACUGUCCGCUCAUGGGCCUUGAUGUAACCUGUCUGUUUGGUGGAGCUCCAAAGACUUCUCAAUUGAACGAUUUGCGUCGUGGUGUUGACAUCGUCAUUGCUACGCCUGGUCGUCUUUUGGACUUCUUGGAAGCUGGUGCCACUAACAUGCAAAGAUGCAGUUACUUGGUUUUGGAUGAAGCUGAUCGUAUGUUGGACAUGGGUUUUGAACCUCAGAUCAGAAAGAUUGUUGGUCAAAUUCGUCCUGAUCGUCAGACUUUGAUGUUCAGUGCUACAUGGCCGCGUGAAGUCAGAACUUUGGCUAUGGACUUCCAGACCGAACCAGUCUUUUUGAACGUUGGAUCCUUGGAAUUGAGUGCCAACCACAACAUCACCCAAUACGUCGAAGUUGUCCAGGAAUACAGCAAGCCUCAAAGAUUGUUCCAGGUUCUUACUCAAAUUGCCCAAGAGGUGAGUUACUUUUUAAAUCUUUUUGAUUUUUUGGUCUGUUGUAUUUUACAUUGGACUUGUUUUAGCUCUUAUUACAUUUAUUAUUUUCAGAAGGAAAACAAAACCCUUAUUUUCACACAAACCAAGAGAAAGGCCGAUGACCUGACCAGUGCUAUGCGCAGAGACGGAUGGCCAGCUUUGUGCAUUCACGGUGACAAGUCUCAAGGUGAACGUGAUUGGGUAAUGAGCGAGUUCAAGACUGGAAAUGCUCCAAUUCUUCUGGCUACUGAUGUGGCUUCACGUGGACUUGAUGUCAGUGACAUUAAGUUUGUCAUCAACUACGACUAUCCCAACAACUCUGAGGAUUAUGUGCACAGAAUUGGACGUACUGGAAGAAGAGACAACAAGGGAACUGCCUAUACCUUCUUCACUCAGACUGAUGCUCCAAAAGCCAAGGACUUGAUCAAGGUAUUGGAAGAAGCCAGUCAGAACGUUCCUGACGAGUUGAGAGAGAUGGGAUCUGGUGGAGGUUCCUUCAAGUCUUCCUUCGGUCGUCGUCCAGGUCCUCCAUCUGGAGGUGGUGGCUACGGAGGUGGAUAUGGCAGUGGUGGAAACCGUGGAUACGGCGGUGGCGGCUACGGAGGUCGUUACUGA